Molecule: messenger RNA, 1723 nt
Organism: Sinocyclocheilus anshuiensis
Lineage: Eukaryota; Metazoa; Chordata; Actinopteri; Cypriniformes; Cyprinidae
Product: leucine-rich repeat transmembrane neuronal protein 4-like
Exons: 2
Coding region: 98-1723 (541 amino acids)
Cellular component (GO): plasma membrane
Molecular function (GO): protein binding
Source: RefSeq, a predicted model, not a curated record
GCUUUUAUUUAGUUGCACUUCAGCACCACCAAAAAGCGCAGAGAGAUUUCUGGAGUGAAUCACCGUCUAAACACUCAGCUGGAGCAGAACCAGUGUCAUGGGGCCCUUACUCUGGGAAGGGCGCCUGUCAUGUUUUCUUUUCCAUGCUUCUGUUCUCCUGCUGCUCAGCAAGGGGGAGCGGAUGUGCCCUGUGAGUUGCCGCUGCGAAGGCAAGAUUGUUUACUGCGAGUCUGGCGCCUUUCAAGACGUCCCGGAGAACAUCUCUCUAGGGUGCCAGGGUCUAUCCCUGCGGUACAACAGUCUCUUGUUGUUGCUACCUUACCAGUUUGCUCACCUCAACCAGCUGGUCUGGCUCUACCUGGACCACAAUUCAAUCAGCGUAGUGGAUAGACUGGCUUUCCAGGGACUUCGCAGGCUAAAGGAACUAAUCCUAAGCUCUAACAAGAUUGCGCAGUUGCAAAACGGCACCUUUGAGACUGUCCCAAACCUGCGCAACCUUGACCUGUCCUACAACCAGCUGCAGGACUUGAUGCCGGGGCAUUUUCAUGGACUACGCAAGCUUCAGAAUCUUCACCUGCGAUCAAACAACAUCAAAAGCAUCCCUGUCCGUACUUUUAUGGAAUGUCGAAGCCUGGAGUUUCUAGAUUUGGGUUACAAUCGCCUACGGACUAUAACUCGUACGACCUUUCUGGGACUGCUCAGGCUGACGGAACUCCACCUUGAGCACAAUCAGUUUUCCAGGAUUAACUUUUUCCUGUUUCCACGCCUCUUGAAUCUGCAGGCUCUUUAUCUGCAAUGGAAUCGCAUACGGUCGGUCGUCCAAGGUUCGCCUUGGACUUGGCACACUUUACAGAAAUUGGAUCUAUCGGGCAACGAGAUUCAAGUUUUGGAUCCGGCUAUUUUUGGGUGUCUGCCCAACUUGCAUACGCUCAAUCUGGAGUCUAACAAGAUAAGCAACGUGUCCCAGGAAGUUGUUUCAUCGUGGAUCUCCAUUAGCACUAUCAACCUGGCAGGAAACAUAUGGGACUGUAGCUCUAGUAUCUGCCCUCUGGUGUCUUGGCUGAGAAACUUCAGGGGAACUAGAGAUGCCAGCAUUAUUUGCAGCACUCCCAAAUCCCUUCAGGGAGAAAGAGUCAUGGACACAGUGAGGAACAACUCUGUGUGCGAGGAGAUAUUCACCGUGGAACCGACCACGGAAUUAUCUCUUCUUUUGACUACAACUACGACAACUCUUUAUGUAACAAAGCCAGCCACAACCACCACCACAACCCCACGCACCACAACUAGACAGCUUUCUCAAGUUACCCACGUACAAAGAGUCACCCCAAAGGUUUUAUUCCCUGUUCAGUCCAACAACGAAUUCCUACCACCCCUAUCGGUAACACCUAGCAGCCUACCCUUCACCCCCGAACCUGAGUUUGAGCAUAUGACCUUCCACAAGAUCAUCGCCGGCAGCGUUGCCCUAUUUCUCUCUGUGUCUUUAAUCCUAUUAGUAAUUUACGUGUCGUGGCGACGAUACCCUAACAGCAUGAGGCAACUCCAGCAGCACUCCAUUCGACGCAAGCGCAGGAAAAAGACUCGAGAGCCUGAGCACAACAUCAACACUCAACUUCAAGAGUAUUACCACCUAAGCUACAACCAUGCCAAUGCCGAGACCAUGGACUCUUUGGUUAACGGGGCGUGCACCUGCACCAUCUCGGGCUCCAGAGAGUGCGAGGUAUGA